CUUUGCUUGCCUCACCCUGGUAAUCUUAUUCGCAGCGGAAGCCCGAGUCACAGGCUGCAGCUCUCUUUUUGGUCUCCAUUUAGGUGCGGUACCUUGGUAGACAUCAGAUGUACGCUUCUCGGGCUGCUCAACUCCUCGGAGACGAGCGGUCAGGCCUGUGUUCCCUCCUCGCCCCUCGCUCCAAUGGAAAACCCGCGUACGACGCGACCAGCUGCCAGCCAUGGGUCCCUGAACGCCGCAUAUAACUCCCAGGCCCGUCUGGGCUCGCUUUCGUCGGCCGAGCCGAGCCGCCACCUGCGCAGCGUCCAUGAGAAUGCCACACUGCUACCUUCGCCUGGCCCGCUCGAGAGCAUGCUCAAGACAACCACCGAGACGGGAGACAUCGGCAUCUUCUCCAUCCGUCCCAUCGGUUCAUCCGCCACCUUCAACCAACUGCCGCGCGAGCGUUCGGCCUACUGGGACGACACGCCCCGCCCCAGGAGGCGCUCUGAGUCUGGGGACCACCGCCGCCAUGCGCCAUCACAAACCCAUGUCCGGGAUGACCGCAGGCGUCUGCCCUCGUACAGAGACGCCGCCUCGGACACCAUCUCCAUGUACGAGCCCGGCAGCCAGCAGCCGGCCCACAGCUUCCUGCCGCCGCCGUUCGACAGCCAGGGCCUUCGCUCCUACUCCAUGACCAGCUAUGGCUCCAAGACGUAUAGCCAACGGCCUCCUGCACGCAACCGCCCUGCCGGGACCAUGCCUCCCUCUCUGCAACGGCCCCGGUCGCCUUAUCCGUAUCCCACCAGGCUCAAGCGCCCAGGGGUCCGGCCUUCGUCGCCUGCCCUCACCGAGAACGGGAACGUUGAUUACAGCAGGAUGAUUGGGAUCGAUCGUGUUUCUCAUAGGACCGACCACCACCGAGUCUUGAGGUCGCAGCAAGCGUACGGGCAAGGCAGCCGCCGGGGUCCUCCCCCAUCAAUGAGGCCCGAGGCAGCCCGGUCGACGCGGUCGUACUCCAGCCAUGGCUCUCAUCGAUCUCAGCGCACUUCUUCUUCCACAGGACCUGACUACCGUGGCCCCUACCACCAUCCUCGCCCAGCCCACCCUUGGGCUAUGCAAUCUACCGAGGCCACUGAUUAUGGCACUCACGACUCGAGGUUCAGGAAUUCGAGCUUUGGAUCCAUCAUCGACAAAUACCAGUAUUCUUCACCCGCACCCGGCCGCCCGCCAGACUCGAAAGCCCCUUCGCGUCCGUUCUAUUAUGACUAUUCCGAAGACUUCGAUAGUGAGAGACAUGACUACAGCGCCCUCAGGACCCGCAGCCCACUCGUUCCGGUCUUGGCUCACAAUGCGAACUCUCGUCGGUCUCCUGUUCCAACCAACAGUUGGUCGGGUCGGUCCAAGCCAUGUCAUGUUCCUUCGCCUAGCGGCUUCUCGACCCCUCGGUCCGACAAUAGCCACAGCAGACGUGGCUCCGAGAGUAUGCCUGCUGCUCCUAGCUCCACUCCUGUUCGUGUUGAGCCCCUGCCGUCCAAUCUGAGCCCUAAUUCGGAGCGAGGCAUUGAGACCCUUAUCUCUGAGAACAAAGAGUGGCUGGCCAACAAUCUGUCUUCACCGCAAAUGGAGCAGGAUGGCGAUGAUUUUUCGCGACCCAACCAUCAGCAGGCCGACCAUGGUGCUCCGGAUCCGGAGAGGGGAGGGUCAGCGUCAAGCACUGGUCAGAAUGAGUGUAGACAAGUUCUACGUGCCCCCCACACAUUUAGUGGUCGCUUGUCUUCUGCUGUUUCCCCAAGCACUGCGCAGGCAUCAGACUCAGUCGAGUCUUCGGAAAAUACGGCAAGUCCCGCGGGCGUGACUAUAAACACGUACCGUGACUCCGACACUACAGUCUCGGAGCAUAUCUCUAGCUGGAUGCAAUCAGACCAUGAGACGGUGCAUAGCUCCUCGGAGACGGCGGCCUGUUCUCAACCUGCCUCGUCGCGAUACCGGUCAGGCAGCAUCAAGCCAGUCCACAGUGCCCGGAUAUCAGAUAAGAUGAGGGAGAAUAUCUCGACGACCUUUGAUGGGUCCGAGCCUGAAGCCAGUCCUGCUUUCGGGUUUGAUGGAUCGCACGGCGACAGCAGCACCUGGGACCGCCAGGGAUCACUGGGGCGUCACUGCCGCGAGAGCUAUAGCCUGUUGAGAUACACCAGAAUCAACGGGAGGGUGGAACGCGAUUCAGUGUCUAUCGAGAUAUCGCCUGCUCGGAGUGAGACGCCAAUGCUGGCUCCGAAGCCCAUAUCUCCCGCAAAAGAGCUUCGUGUGCGAAACAGCAUUCCGCAACUUAUCAAAGCCCUGCCACCUCUGCCCGGAGACCAUUCCCCACCGGCAAACUCCAGCACCCAGAUAUCCGGAGAGGAUUCCGACGAUGGCCGCUCAAUCGUGCAGAUACUCAGCAUCUCCACUCCGAGAUCGAAAAAGAAUGAGUCGUCAGUUGCUCUUGCCCCGGAGGCCCGUAUGCAUCAGAUAGACGAGGAGACCGAGCUUCAGCCCAAGGUCUCCAAGCUCAAGCUGCGUGUUUCAAGCCCAGAGUCGAGUUCGCCACGGCAAGAGGAUAGCGACUUUUCGCCUGGCUCACCCGAUUCCUGCGAAGCUGUGCCAUCAUCUAGUCUUGACGGCAACCUGAGAAAUGCAAGGUCGACCAAGUGCAGGAAAAUCAAGCUGAAGAUCCCCAAGAAUACCUGCAACGAAGGCAACUCGGCCGAGACCGGGGCCAUCAAAAGAGCCUCUGUCAUUGACACGUCAACAAUCGUAUUGGAGUCAUCGGAGAGCAACGGCUUGGUUCCCGGGGCGUCGUUUAUAUCGAGCCUGGAGACAACGUCACCACCUGACAUCAGCAGGCCAUUUCCGCCCACUGAGCGCCAUGGACGUGCGCGACUCGAAGAUACAAGCUCACUCCCCCCGAGCCCGAGCCCAUGCCGUUCUGAGAACCGGGAGACCACCCGGGGUGUAUCUCUGGAUAUCAACCCCGCCGCACCGGUGUUCUCCAGCACUGAGACCGUUGUCUCUCCGGAACACGACGUCGGAACAUCUCCUGGUGCCGCUGGCAAUACGCAGAAGCAAAUACCAAGAAGGAGAUUCUCCGGUAUUCGAUUGCGGCUCGCAGAGUCACUCUCGCGUCGCACCGGCCGCGAAGCAUCCAGGCAGGCCUCAGACGGCAGUUGCAAUCAAGGAGCGGGCAACAAUGCCAACAGAGCUGCACUUGGGGCGGCAGACAGCCAGAGCGACCUGUUCAAAGACAAGCCCGUACCCGCGUCCAAGAAAGACAGAACGCGCAGCAAGAGCCGGGUCCGGAAUAAGCUCUCGAAACUGGUCAAAGGGGCGAGGCAUGCGGUGAAAACUUACAUACACAAGCGCCACAGGGCGAGGUAGUUGGAGGACUUUUUUUUUUUUUGAAAAGGAAAUGCGAUGGAUUCUUGGAAGCCACCCAUAGUUAAGCUUCUUUUUUCCAUACCUAAGCCCUUGUUUCAGUUUGUUACUCCUCCCUCUUAUGUAUCCUCUUUUCUUUCCUUGAGAUACCUGCUCAGUCACCCUUCUAGGCUGUCGUUUGUUCUAGUGUUAAGACAGGGAGAUAUGCUGGGUGUUUUAAGGUUUCAAG
This is a messenger RNA of Gaeumannomyces tritici R3-111a-1, 3619 nucleotides long. RefSeq lists its product as hypothetical. The record is from RefSeq and is a predicted model, not a curated record. The transcript has 2 exons. Lineage: Eukaryota; Fungi; Ascomycota; Sordariomycetes; Magnaporthales; Magnaporthaceae. Bases 184 to 3393 code for a protein of 1069 amino acids.